UCCCGACUAGCUGUCGACGUUUACAAAUACUCCCGGUGCGAUUGUCAUUUUUAUUUUAUACAAGGCUUACAAAACACUACUGGCUCUGGCCCCAUUUAUCUAGCACAGCGCUAAAGUAUGAGCACCGAAGAGUCCAUAGACAUCUGCGCGAAGGGCAGCGGUCGCGUGGAAACCGUCACCCUGCGCCAGAACGAACUCAUACGGAACCUGCGGUGCCUGGUGGCCGUGCGGUUUGAACAGGCUAUUUCUCGGAUCAUCCUGGUCUUCGCCGGCCAGGUGCUGAGUGACGAGGGGACCAUCGACGGUAGGGGAAUAGUCUCAGGCGUCACUGUGCACGUGGUUUGCCGCGCGGAAGUGGCAAGCCCUGCAUCGCCGAUGGCCAACGCGUUCACAAAGCUUUCCAAGCCGAGCGAGCGCCUGGUGAGGUCCUGGCAGUCGGCCCACAUAGCCUAUCUUCAACAGGAGCCCGCUUUGCUGAGAAACCUGCUGCAGGCCGAUCCGCGAAUCCGGAGUCUGCUCGAUGAGAAUGCGGCCUUGCGACAUUACUUGAACAGCGACCAGAACAUACGGGAGAUGCUGUCAUUGGCCUUUAGCCCGGCUAAGCAAGAGUUGGGACGCCGGCGCGACCUCCACAUAUCUCGCAUGGAGUUUGUGCCUGGUGGGUACAAGGUCUUGAGCCGCCUGAACAACUGCAUGCUGCAGGCCUACGAGGACAACGUGGCCAUGACCUUUCAGCAGGCGUCACAAGGCGCUAAGACAUCCUCGAACCCCCAGCGAGGUCGCGAGGUGAAGGACCCGCUUCCAAACCCGUGGUUUCGCACGCCGAGCACCUUCAAUCCAAGAAAGACAUGCGCUCUGGCCAGACGUAUCAUCAAAGGACGAGCUUCUCUUAGGCAUAGGGACACUGAUGCCAAUUGCAGGCAGAAAAGCUCAUCGAAGAUGAUGAUUUCUAUUGCAACACAGACCAAGAGCGAGGACCGUCGUUCCGGUGAUGAGGGAAACUGCCAACACUGCUACCAGACUCAGGUGGAGCAGUUGGCCCAGAUGGGCUACAGAAACCGCAAUCGUAACAAACGCGCUUUGUUGAUAUCUCUGGGCAACGUUGCUUGCGCUGUAAGACUACUUGACCACUGGAAUCGGUUUUUGGAGGAAUGACCCCAUUUGUACUUAUUCUGUUGGGUUUCGUUAUUGGCCGAGAAUCUGACCAAUUAAUAUGUACAAUAAAUAAUAUACAUACAUACGUC
This is a messenger RNA of Drosophila erecta, 1244 nucleotides long. Its product is annotated as ubiquilin-2. The record is from RefSeq and is a predicted model, not a curated record. Gene Ontology annotation, biological process: ubiquitin-dependent protein catabolic process. Gene Ontology annotation, molecular function: polyubiquitin modification-dependent protein binding. The coding region runs from base 118 to 1155 and encodes 345 amino acids. The transcript has a single exon. Gene Ontology annotation, cellular component: cytosol. Lineage: Eukaryota; Metazoa; Arthropoda; Insecta; Diptera; Drosophilidae.